UCAGUUUCUUACAUAAAAAACGACAGCAUUUUCACUUUUCUUACAACCUGGAACCCCACUUCACAACGGCCAUUCUCAGCCAGCCCCAAUCCACACAGCAAAAAUAAAAAUAAAAAUAAAAAUGAUGGGUUUACACUUAAAGUAAACAAUAAAACUUCUUUAAAUGUUUUGUCCAUUGGAUAUAAAAAGUUGUGAAAUAAUUUCAGUUCAUCUCAGUUUGAUGAACUAUUAGGGUUCUUGGGUUUUGGUUCUUCUUGAAUUUUGAUCUGUUUUGUUCUCAAGAUUCCUGAAACUAAAUUGUACUUUAUGCUUAAGAAAGGACCCCAGAAAGAAAGUUUUUAUUUUUUUGGUCUGUUUUUUGUUGAAAUGGACUCUUAGGGGGUUUUGGGGUUUGUUUUUUCUUCAAGAUUCUUGAAAAAAAAUUGUCUUUUAUGUUUAAACAAAGAACCCCAGAAAGAAAGUUUUGAUCUUCUCUUCUGUUUGGUUUAAAUGAACUAUUAGGGAUUUGGGGUUUGGUUUUUCUUGUAAAAAAUCAAUCUUGAUGCUUUAAAGAAAGAACCCCAGAAAGGAAGUUUUGAUUUUUUUUUUCCUGUUUUUGGGUUGAAAUGACCUAUUAAUGUUUUUGGGGUUGGUUUUUCUUGUAUUUGAUCUGUUUUUCUUCAAUAUUUUUGAAAAAAACAUUUCUUUAUACUUAAAGAAAGAACCCCAGAAAGAAAGUAUUGAGCUUUUUUGGCUUGGGUGAAAUGAAACGAACGAAGCUGGACUCAGUAAUCUCUGUGAGUCGACUCAGAUCGAUUCAAGUCUUGAUGGGGUUAUUAUGUUUGUAUUUUUUCUUGGUUACAUUGGAAAUACCUUUGAUUUCCAAACUUGGGUUUGGUUUAGAAUCAUAUGAACUUAUUUCUAUACCUUUUGAUAAUGACUCUAAAUUAAGUAGGCUUAAUAGUGUCAGUGAGUUAGCUCGUUCGAGUCAAGAUUCAGUUUUUCCUUCAAGGAAAAUGAGAUUUGCAUUACCUCAUAGGAAGAUAGGGGAGUUUAAGAAAGUUUCAGGUUUGAUUUUUGAUGAGCAGGCAUUUGAUAAUUUUGAUAGAGAUGAGUUUUCUGAGCUGCAUAAGGUUGUUAGGGAUGCUUUUGUAGCUGGGAAGAAACUGUUUCAGGAUAUUAAAUUGGGGAAAGUUGAGAGCGAGUUACUGAGUCGAACGAAUCAGAACCGGACUGAGUCGUGUCCCAACUCGGUGUCUUUGUGGGGUAAUGAGUUUGUGGCUGGUGGAAAGAUUAUGGUGAUACCUUGUGGACUGACUUUAGGGUCUCAUAUAACAGUUGUGGGGACGCCUCGUUGGGCCCAUGAGGAGAAGGAUCCUAAAAUUACACUGGUGAAGGAUGAUGAUGAGAUUGUGAUGGUUUCACAGUUUAUGAUGGAACUGCAAGGAUUGAAGACAGUUGAUGGAGAGGACCCUCCAAGAAUACUGCAUUUCAAUCCGAGGUUGAAGGGGGACUGGAGUGGAAAGCCAGUGAUUGAGCAGAAUACAUGUUAUAGGAUGCAGUGGGGGUCUGCGAUGAGGUGUGACGGUUGGAGGUCCAAGCCUAGUGAGGACACGGUGGACGGACAGGUAAAAUGUGAGAAGUGGAUACGUGAUGAUGAUGAUCACUCUGAAGAAUCAAAGGCCACAUGGUGGUUGAAGAGACUGAUUGGUGGGAGGUCAAAAAAGGUUCCAAUUGACUGGCCUUACCCUUUUGUAGAGAACAAGUUGUUUGUGCUUAGUGUCAGUGCUGGCUUAGAAGGUUAUCACAUCAAUGUAGAUGGGAGACAUAUUACUUCCUUUCCUUAUCGCACUGGUUUUACUCUUGAGGACGCGACAGGUCUGUCUGUUAACGGGGAUAUUGACGUGCAUUCUGUAUUUGCUGCUUCAUUGCCCUCAACACAUCCAAGUUUUGCUCCACAGAGGCAUCUGGAGAUGUUACCCAAGUGGCAAGCUCCGCCACUUCCCGAUGAACCUGUAGAGCUUUUUAUUGGCAUCCUUUCUGCAGGCAAUCAUUUUUCUGAGAGAAUGGCUGUGAGAAAAUCUUGGAUGCAGCAUCCAUCACUCAAGUCUUCAAAUGUUGUUGCCCGUUUUUUUGUGGCAAUGCAUGGAAGAAAAGAGAUAAAUGUGGAGUUGAUGAAAGAAGCAGAAUUUUUUGGUGAUAUAGUUAUAGUCCCCUACAUGGACAAUUACGAUCUUGUUGUGUUGAAGACAGUAGCAAUUUGUGAAUAUGGGGUCCGUACAGUUGCUGCAAAGUAUGUAAUGAAGUGUGAUGAUGACACAUUUGUGAGAAUUGAUGCUGUGACGAAGGAAGUUAAGAAAGUUCAUAGUGGUAGAAGCCUGUAUGUUGGAAACAUCAAUUACUACCAUAAGCCCCUUCGACAUGGUAAAUGGGCAGUCACCUAUGAGGAAUGGCCUGAAGAAGAUUAUCCGCCCUAUGCCAAUGGGCCCGGUUAUGUCAUCUCAUUUGACAUUGCAGAGUACAUAGUUUCUGAGUUUGAGAAACAUAAGCUGAGGUUGUUUAAGAUGGAGGACGUGAGCAUGGGAAUGUGGGUAGAACAAUUCAACAGCUCCAGGCCUGUAGAGUACGUGCAUAGCUUGAAGUUUUGUCAGUUUGGGUGCAUUGAUGAUUAUUACACUGCACAUUAUCAAUCUCCAAGGCAAAUGAUGUGCCUGUGGAGAAAGUUGCUGAACCAAGGGAAACCUCAGUGCUGCAACGUGAGAUGACAAGGCAUGCCCUGUUAGCUUGUGUUAGGCAAUGCUGAAAAGGAAGCAAGACUAGAUAAGUUCCAGGGAAGAGCUUGUACAUAUAACUCGAGUAAAUUAGCAUAUCGUGCUAUUAUAUUUACUUCAUUCAUUCAUUAGUUGCUUCUUUUGUUGGGACACCAGUCUUGUGCCCAAGGCGAGUUGACAUGGGAGCUCGUGAAACUGUACGAAAACAAUGAUAGCUUAAACUCUUAAAAUAUAUAACUCAAGGCUGAACAUUUCAUUCUCAA
Messenger RNA from Capsicum annuum, 3013 nucleotides. Its product is annotated as hydroxyproline O-galactosyltransferase GALT6. Gene Ontology annotation, molecular function: carbohydrate binding; galactosyltransferase activity. The record is from RefSeq and is a predicted model, not a curated record. Bases 744 to 2744 code for a protein of 666 amino acids. The transcript is spliced from 7 exons. Lineage: Eukaryota; Viridiplantae; Streptophyta; Magnoliopsida; Solanales; Solanaceae. Gene Ontology annotation, cellular component: Golgi membrane.